AUGUUUGGACCAAUGAUGUCCUUGAUUCUGCUUCUGAAUCAGUUUCAACUCAUCGCAGCUUCACAUCCUCAGUUUUAUCCGUGUGAAAGUCACUCCACUAAAGAUGGACACAUAAAUGUGGACUGCCAGCACAGACGUCUCUCUAAAGUCCCCAGGUUCACUUCUCCCUCAGUUAUAUCGCUCAACCUAAAUAACAACCAUAUACACCACAUUAAAGGUGAUGCGUUUUCUGGUUUACCCAAUCUCAAGUAUCUCAGUCUCAUGUGGAACUGUAUAUCUGACCGUCUUAAAGAGGCAAGAUGGCCAUUAUGCAGCGUGAAUAUCGACCCGGAUGCGUUUGUCAGACUGAAAAACCUUACUUCCCUCCAGUUAGCUGGGAACAGCUUGAAGACGAUUCCUCCUCUACCAAAGCAGCUUGUAGUCCUGGGACUGGAAUUCAACAAUAUUUUUCAGAUCAUCAAACCUUUAGGGACACCACAACUAAAGCAACUGCUGCUGAGCAAGAAUUGUUUCUACGCAAACCCAUGCCACCAGCCUUACUUUAUCAACUCAAGUGUGUUUCAGGAUCUUCCUGAGCUUUUGAACCUUACUCUUAGUUACAACAACUUGACUACUAUUCCCUCAUAUCUUCCAGGUUCACUAGAAAGUCUAGACUUGCGAGAGAAUACAAUUGAUCAGAUCAAUAAAGAGUCCUUUGCAAGUCUCCGACAUCUGCGACAUCUUAACCUUGGGUGGAAUUGCCAAAGGUGUGACCACGCUUCUGAUCCCUGCUUCCCAUGUCCAAACAACCAGUCUCUAGAGCUCCAUCAGGAUGCCUUUUUAGACCAGAAAGACUCUCUAGUGAGUCUGCAUCUGCAAGGCAACUCGCUUCGUACUCUUCCUCGACAUCUCUUCAUAAACCUACACAAGCUCCAAGAGCUAGAUCUCUCAAGCAACUUUCUAGCAUUCACCAUCCAAAAUGGCACCUUUUACGAAGAGCUCCAGAAUGUUGUGAUUCUCAAUCUUCUCUACAACUAUGAACCCCUAAAAACCUUUUCUGAAUUAAUUCUGUCUCCAUAUAUAGGGAAGAUGGUGGCUCUGAGAGAGUUGUACCUGAGUGGGUUUUUCUUCAAAGAGCUGUCAAACCGCAGCAUUGCACCUUUGGUCAAACUUCCAAGACUUGAAGUCUUAGAUUUACGCAUGAACUUCAUUUGCGACAUAAGCAUUGACGGUCUUAGCCAGCUGAAAACAAUUAGAAGAGUGGAUCUUUCCCAAAACAUGCUCGCCUUUAGUUUGUGCUUUUCAACAUGCACUUCUGAAGCGAAAUACCAAAUGCCUGAAAAACAUGACCAUGAACAAUCCAGCCUCCAAAUGCAAGAAGUCUCCAUCCUGAAGACAGAAACACAAGGCUCUAAACCGGACUACUGUUCUUUUUAUUUCUCCAUGUGGCAUUUCAAAAGACAAAUCUGCUCUAAAAACUUAUAUUUUGACCUGUCUCAGAACAACAUCCCGUGGCUGAAUGCGAGCACUUUUAGAGGCAUGGAAAAAGUGGCAUGCGUAGAUCUGUCCUACAACUACAUCAGUCAAACUUUAAACGGCCACCAAUUCUCACAUCUAAGCAAGCUAUCUUACCUUAAUAUGGCGUACAACCGUAUUGACCUGUAUUCCGACAAGGCCUUUCAGGAGGUCAGUGGCACCCUAAAGGCUCUUGACCUCAGCAACAAUGAGUUCCACUUUAUAAUGAAGGGAAUGGGGCAUCAGUUCACAUUCCUUACGCACAUGUCGUCUCUUAUGAUACUAAGUCUAGCAAACAAUCACAUUGGUCUCCGAAUCUCAAACAUCCUCAGCAGUGCUUCUCUGAAGUAUCUUAUUUUCUCUGGAAAUCGUUUGGACAUAAUGUGGGACUCUUGGCGUAAUCAAUACAUAAACUUCUUUCAGGGACUCACCAACCUUACGCACUUGGACAUCUCGGAAAAUCAGCUCAAAUCUCUCUCCCCAGAGGUAAUCGUAAACUUGCCUUUGAGUCUGCAAGUUUUCAGAGUCGACUUAAAUAUGUUGACUUAUUUCCCAUGGGCAAACAUCUCAGUUCUCCAGCAACUCUGCUACCUUAAUCUGAGUUCAAACAUGCUGUCGUACUUGCCUAAUAUUAACUUUGAUCUCCGUCUCACAGGAUUGGAUUUAAGUCACAACCGACUGGUUGCAAUCCCGAAGGUAUUCCUUAGUCAGGCAGUUAACCUUAAAAACCUCAAUCUCAACAACAACCAACUGAAAAUACUUGACGUUCAGGCUCUCCCAUUGCCAUUCCACAAGGGUUGUUCUUUCAUUCCUGGUGGGCAGCAUAAAAACAGGUCCUCCUGCAAGCUUGUCCUGCAUGCCAAUCCUUUUACCUGCAGUUGUGUUAUUUCUGGGUUUGCCAAAUUUCUUAGAGAAACCGAUUUGGAUGUGCCGCAUCUCACCACACAGGUUCACUGUGGUUUCCCGGAGUCAUUAGCUGGUGUGAAUGUCCUCUCGGUAGAUCUUCGCUCAUGCCAGGAGAUAUUCGGAGGAGUCGCUUUCCUCUGUACUUCACUACUGACACUAGCAGCAACUUGUAUUCCUCUCCUGAAGCAUCUCUACGGCUGGGACCUGUGGUAUUUAAUCCAGAUUCUGUGGACUGGACACCGGGGACACACUCCAGCUAAUGGUAACCCUGCGGACAUCCAGUAUGAUGCAUUUGUGGUCUUCGAUACCAGUAAUAAAGCAGUCAGGGAUUGGAUCUACAAGGAGAUGCUUGUGAGAUUGGAGAACCGGGGGAGAUGGCGCUUUCGACUUUGCUUAGAGGAACGUGACUGGAUUCCUGGAGUCUCGUGCAUUGAGAAUCUGCACAAGUCCGUUUACAGCAGCAGAAAAACUGUGUUUGUGUUGACCAGCCCUGGGGGUUAUUCUGACGCAAGUGGAAUAGUACGCCAAGCCUUCCUUUUAGUUCAGCAGAGACUUCUGGAUGAGAAGGUGGAUGUUGCUGUUCUGGUUUUGCUGGAUUUUCUCUUCCCCAAAUUCAAGUACCUUCAGAUGAGAAAGCGUCUCUGCAAGAAGUCUGUUCUGUCGUGGCCCAGAAACCCACGAGUGCAGCCACUUUUCUGGAAUGAUCUGCGCGUCGCUCUUGUUUCGGACAAUGUUAGAGCCUACAACAAGAACGUCACCGAGAGUUUUUUCUGAAAACAGGGCCAGGAGCAUAAUCUUAUUUUAAUUUAAAGCGACAAAAAUUGGAUCUGAGCCUAGAUGGGUCAGUUUCAAGCAGUUAUAAACAAUCUCUGUGUGGUAUUUUGAGCUGAAAGUUCACUAAAUCCUUAGAGACUUGUAAAAAGGGGCUUAAUUGGUCCCAUCAUUGGAAUAAUGUGUUAUAUAUAGUCAUAUUGGGUGCGUCUCAAUCAGUUCCCUUGUUCAGGAGUCAGUGCACUAAUCAGGGAGUCAACUAUUUUAAACAACAUAGGCUCACUCUGAAAACGUAGCCCAAUAUACAUUUCUGGAGAUUGCGAAUUAUGUAGCCAGAAGUACGUAUGGCUGCAUUUCAUCUUUAAAAUGAAGGCUAUGGGGCGGUAUGACACUGUUCCUUUUCACGCUACCAGUUGACCCAUGACCUCCGUAUGGACUGCUUUCCCGCUGUUACCAGUUUGUCCAGAUAGCUUGCCGUGUAUGUGACUUGAGAUGCAGAGAGGAGAUGGCCACGAUGACGGGGUUCGAGUUUGUCGAAGAACGGUUCCAGAAAGUGGGUAAGACAAAAACAGAAGCCAAAAAAUAAAAUAAGCAAGUAAAUAACAGGGUGAGAAUGUGGUAAAAUCUGAAAACGUGGUAAAAAACAAGCGAGGGCUUUUCUUUUUCUGGAUUGCCUUUGAAAACUGUAGGUUGGGUUAAGUGAAGGGGUUAGGCGCUGGUCAAUCACUGCUUUUGAAAACAGUAUUGGUUGGGUUUACGGAAGGAGCGUGGGUCAGUCGAUUAUUUAGUCAGUCAACAGCGGCCUCUGGUGGAUUUACGUAAGAACAGCAGGCGCAAAUGGCAUUCGUGAGAGAAAUUUGAGAUAUGGCAUACACAGCGGCCUCUGGUGGUUUUGUGAAAACUGCAAAAAACAUAGCUCCUGAGAUGUAUUUAGCGCUCUCCAGAAAUGCAUACAGGGGUACAUUUUCAGAAUGAGCCUGGGUUGAUUUUAAAGGGGACCAAAUAUGCUGCUUUUUACAACAUGUAAAAUAAUGUCCCUGGAGUGUGUGUGUGUGUGUGUGGACUUUCAGCUUAAAAUACCACACAUAUAAUUUCAUAUCAUUCUUAAAACGGACUCCUUUAUGCUUUGAUCCAAAUUGUGCCUUUUUGGUGACUGUUGCUUUAAAUUCAAAUGAGAUCUUUGCAAAUGACGGGUUGGACUUUGCCCCACAAGGACACAUACAAAGAGAUUUUGUCAAUUAAAGUGUUUUUCGGCUGUUUUUAUGAAGUGUGUUUAUAAAAAAAUUAAUAAAUGACUUUUUAAUGAAAAUACUCACACAUGGUCUCUAGUGUUUAAACCUCGUAUGAUAGUGAUUAUUGUAUAAUAGGUCCCUUUUAAGUGCUGUCUCAAUCGCAAAAUUCUUCAAGUGCAGUGAAACGUUCAAUCUCUGCAAGUCUCACAAUGAAUUAUUGAAAUUAGGGAGCAUUAUUAUACACGCUAUG
Molecule: messenger RNA, 4653 nt
Organism: Danio aesculapii
Lineage: Eukaryota; Metazoa; Chordata; Actinopteri; Cypriniformes; Danionidae
Gene: tlr9
Product: toll-like receptor 9
Exons: 1
Coding region: 1-3174 (1057 amino acids)
Biological process (GO): toll-like receptor signaling pathway; canonical NF-kappaB signal transduction; defense response to virus
Cellular component (GO): plasma membrane
Molecular function (GO): pattern recognition receptor activity; protein binding
Source: RefSeq, a predicted model, not a curated record